Messenger RNA from Prinia subflava (tawny-flanked prinia), 714 nucleotides. Its product is annotated as proline-rich protein 2-like. The coding region runs from base 1 to 714 and encodes 237 amino acids. NCBI's taxonomy places the organism in Eukaryota, Metazoa, Chordata, Aves, Passeriformes, Cisticolidae. The record is from RefSeq and is a predicted model, not a curated record. The transcript is spliced from 3 exons.
AUGCGCGGCGGGGCGGCCGCGGCGGAGCCGAGCGAGCUGCCGCCGCCGCUGGCAGCCAAUGGCAGGGAGCCACUGGGCUGGUACCGAGCGCUGUCAGAGGAGGACAUCUGUCACACGCCGCCUCCACCGCCACCCACCGCCCCACGCCCCGCUGCCCCCGCCGCGGACGGGCCGGCGGCAGGCAUCUCCACCUGCCCGGGCUCCAUCGGUCGCCGCCCCCGCCCGCCGCUCUGGGCUCCUCUGGCCGGUGACAACGCAACUGGGGGCAAUCGGUCAUUUCUCAUCCCCGCUCGGGGUAAGCUCCAUCCCGCCCUUUGCUGGGCUGCGGCCGCCGCAGCCCAUCCCCGCCGCAUCCCGCCCGGCAAGCUGCAGGAUCAGCAGCGGGCUGGCAAAACUUCUGGCUCACGGCGUCGGAAAGCGCUUGGGGCCGCAUCCCCCCUCCUUGGGGGCCGCAUCCCCCCUCCUUGGGGGCCGCAUCCCCGCUUCCCUCCCGGCGCCCCCGCCUCUCCCCCGCGGGUUCUCACGGUUCUCCCGGCCCGGGGCCGCCGGCGGAGGCUGCUCUGCCCAUCCGGCCUGGGCGUCUGCAAGGAAAAGGACAACAACCAUGGUGUCUUGCAGGCUCUAGCGCAGACUGCGAUCCUCAGCCUCAACGCCCGUGUAAUGUACUCGCUCGAUUCUACAAAGCCCCCAGCAAACGGGACUAAAAACCAUUAG